This is a messenger RNA of Sodiomyces alkalinus F11, 1449 nucleotides long. RefSeq lists its product as hypothetical. The transcript has 5 exons. Gene Ontology annotation, biological process: mRNA splicing, via spliceosome. The coding region runs from base 1 to 1449 and encodes 482 amino acids. Gene Ontology annotation, cellular component: precatalytic spliceosome. The record is from RefSeq and is a predicted model, not a curated record. Lineage: Eukaryota; Fungi; Ascomycota; Sordariomycetes; Glomerellales; Plectosphaerellaceae. Gene Ontology annotation, molecular function: zinc ion binding; RNA binding.
AUGUUGGAAGUCAUCCUGAUCCUCCAUACCAGCUCCUUUGACUUCGUCGGUCCCGCCAACACCACCACCACCACCACCGCCAGGCCAUUUGGCGACAACCAUCCAGGGCUCCGGGUUGGUGCCGAGGUGGUUCUCCGUCCAUGGAGAUGGGAGUGGACGUGCAUAAUCAGCACUGCCCCGGCGAGAACAAGCAACGGAGAGGAGCAGGUGGGACAAGGGUGGAGGCUGGGAGUCUCAGCCGGGGGAUGCGGGUUAGUGUUCAUGCUGAUGAUGCUGAUGGCCGUCGUCGUCCUGUUUGUUAAGUUUAAGGCUUUCGACAUCAGCAGGAAGAACCCCCUCCCGUCCGUCCAAGAGUCCCCGACAAUGUCCGAAUACUGGAAAUCAACACCAAGAUACUGGUGCAAGCACUGCAGCGUCUUCGUACGCGACACCAAACUCGAGCGCGCGAACCAUGAAGCGACGGGGAAGCACCAGGGCGCACUGAAGCGGUUCAUGCGCGACCUGCACCGCAACCACGAGCGCGAGGAGAGGGACAAGGAACGCGCCAAACGCGAGAUCGAACGGCUCAACGGCGUCGUCAGCGGCACGGGCAGCGGCAGCGGCAGCAGCAGCAGCAGGCAGAAUGCGACCGCGAGCGGCUCUUCUUCCAGGCCGACACCCACGGCGGCCGAACUCGCGCGGCAGAGGGAGGAGCUCGCGCAGCUGGGCGUGGCUAUGCCGAGCGUGUUUCGCGGGGAGAUGGCCAUGCCGGGGGAGUGGACGGUGACGAAGACGCGGGUGAUACAGGAUGACGAGGGCAACGCUGCGGCGGCGGCGGCGGGGUCCGGGCGGAAUGACGCGAAGGUCACGGCAAAGGCCACGGGCGUGCGGAAGAGGGUGAUGACGGAGGAGGAGAAAGAAGCGGAGGAGGCGGCCAAGGCUCUUUUCAAGAGGCAGAGGAGGUGGGGUGGGACGAAGACCAUGCCGGAGGAUGAUGCGGAGCUGGAGGCCCUACUGAGCGGGGGUGGGCUCCUGGCGGCGAAGAAGGAGCGGACGGAAAGCGAGGAACCGAAGGUGAAAAAGGAGGAGGAGGAGAUGGGGGAUGGUGCGGAGGACACCGUUCCUGACGUCAAGGCGGAGGAGCCCGAGGUCAAAACAGAAACAGAGGUCAAGAAGGAACCUGCCGAUGAAGAUGGAGGGGUGGUGGGAGGCAGCAAGGCGCAGGUCCCUCCAGUUCCGGAUGCCGGCGUCAAGACUGAGGAGGGAGCGGCAGAGACCGUUGCGCCAGUUGUCUUCAAGAAGCGGAAACCGAAGAACAGUCGACAGAAGGUUGAAUCUCCCCUUCUCUCAAAGUUUCUCACGAGCUCAACAGCAUAUCCAUAUCAUAUGGGAAUGAAAAGCGUCUGUCUUGUUCAAAACUCUACUGCCACUUCUUCUACUUCUGCAGUCUCCGGCAAGAUCAACGUAUAA